Suillus clintonianus is the source of this 827-nucleotide messenger RNA. RefSeq names its product kinase-like domain-containing protein. Gene Ontology annotation, biological process: peptidyl-serine phosphorylation; signal transduction; endocytosis. Gene Ontology annotation, cellular component: nucleus; cytoplasm. The record is from RefSeq and is a predicted model, not a curated record. The transcript has a single exon. Gene Ontology annotation, molecular function: ATP binding; protein serine/threonine kinase activity. Lineage: Eukaryota; Fungi; Basidiomycota; Agaricomycetes; Boletales; Suillaceae. The coding region runs from base 116 to 694 and encodes 192 amino acids.
CGCAGUCACCGUCUGCGAGAUCUGACGCGCCACUGUAUCGCCACAGAUCUCCCGCAUCGAGUACAUCCACUCACGCAACUUCAUCCACCGUGAUAUCAAGCCUGACAACUUUCUCAUGGGUAUAGGCAAGCGUGGCAAUCAAGUCAACGUCAUUGACUUUGGUCUUGCGAAGAAAUUCCGUGACCCAAAGACCCACUUGCACAUUCCCUACAGGGAGAACAAGAACUUGACCGGUACCGCUCGCUACACCUCGAUCAACACUCAUUUGGGUGUUGAGCAGGCUCGUCGUGAUGACCUCGAGUCCCUCGCAUACGUCCUCAUGUACUUCUUGCGUGGUGCCCUCCCUUGGCAGGGACUCAAGGCUGCUACUAAGAAGCAGAAGUAUGACAGGAUCAUGGAGAAGAAGAUGACCACUCCUACCGAUAUCCUUUGCCGUGGUUUCCCGAACGAGUUCGGCAUUUUCUUGAACUACACUCGCGCUCUUCGCUUUGAUGACAAGCCUGAUUAUUCCUACCUCCGCAAGCUCUUCCGUGACCUUUUCGUUCGCGAGGGAUUCCAGUAUGACUACGUCUUUGACUGGUCUGUCCAGCGUGGUGCCCAAGAUGAUGGCGCCAGCACCAGCCAGAAGGCCGCCACUGGCAGGCGAAAGGUCGUUCAAGAGGAAGAAGAACACCGUGCAAGCGACAGGAUGUAGGUGCCCGUCAAAUUUCUUUCUAUUUUUUGCUUCGCCACGGUUCUAACUUCUUUUAUAGGCUUCGCUCUCACACCCGUCAGGCUCAGCAAGCUACUGUUCCUGGCGCAGUGGGUCAACAGCGUGCUCGUGGCAG